AUGGCUCUCAUCACCUACGAUACAAAUUCAGCGCGCUCUCCUUCCCCUCCAGACAUAGGGGACAGCCCUGCACCUGGGACUGAUCCACCCCAACUGAACACAACAGAGACCUUCCCGCCCGGGGACACAGACCUGUUGUCGUCCCCCCUACACCCACAUCUGGAGUCAGGGAAGACUUAUGGUCCGGGUGACAGAUUGACACACCUCUGGGGAGGACCCGGACUUGUGGGUUGGCCCGGGUGCCGGGGUCCGGCUGGGGACCUCGGCUGGGGACCUCUGGAGCCGUGCGACGGCCUUGCCCAGCCCCGCCCCGCGCCCGGCCGCCCCGCCCCACUGCCCGCUCCCGCUGGCCCUUCCGCCUCUCUCAGCGGCGCCAGGGAGCAGGACGGGCAUCGGGGCCAUGGAGAGGACAGCGGGCAAAGAGCUCGCCCUGGCGCCGCUGCAGGACUGGGGCGAGGAGACCGAGGACGGCGCCGUGUACAGCGUCUCCCUGCGGCGACAGCGCAGUCGGCGCUCGACCCCAGAGGGGCCUGGAGACCAGCAGGCUCCCAACCCGGCUGCCGACACCUUCCUCCAGUACCGCACCAGCAAGGUGCGGGCGCUGAGGGCCGCCCGACUGGAGCGGCUGGUGCAUGAGUUGGUGUCCGGAGACCGUGAGCAGGAUCCUGGCUUCGUGCCCGCCUUCCUGGCCACCCACCGGGCCUUUGUGCCCACAGCCCGCGUUCUGGGCUUUCUGCUACCCCCGCCCCCGCCACCACCACCUCCUGGGGUAGACAGCAAGAGGGCAGAGGCGCAGGAUCUGAGCUUCAGCAAGAACCUGAGGGCUGUGAUUUCGGUACUCGGUUCUUGGCUGCGAGACCAUCCUCAGGACUUCCGGGAUCCCCCUGCCCAUCAGAACCUGGGCAAUGUCCGAAUCUUUCUGGACUGGGCAGCCCCAGGAGGGGCAGAAGCUAGGGAAGCAGAGAAACUUCUAGAAGAUUUCUUGGAGGAGGCUAAGGGAGAGCAGGCAGGGGAGGAUCGGCGACUGGCUUGGGCAGGCCCGCCCAGGGCUGCCCAGUCCCCCAGAUCAGAGUUUGCAGAGGACUUCGAGGAAGAGGAAGGCCCCUGUUCAGAAGGCCCCGAGCUUCUGGACUUCAGUGUGGAUGAGGUGGCGGAGCAGCUGACCCUGAUGGACGUGGAGCUCUUCCUGCGCGUGCGGACCUGCGAGUGCCUGGGUUCCAUGUGGUCCCAGCGCGACCGGCCGGGAGCUGCAGGCAUUUCCCCCACAGUGCGCGCCACCGUGGCCCAGUUCAACGCGGUUACGGGCUGCGUGCUGGGCUCGGUGCUCGCAGCGCCCGGCCUGGCGGCCUCGCAGAGGGCACAGCGCAUCGAAAAGUGGAUCCGCAUCGCCCAGCGCUGCAGGGAACUUCGCAAUUUCUCUUCUUUGCGAGCUAUCCUGUCUGCCCUGCAGUCUAACCCCAUCUACAGGCUCAAGCGCAGCUGGGGAGCCGUGAGCCGGGAACCACUGUCCACUUUCAGGAAGCUGUCGCAGAUUUUUUCUGAUGAGAAUAAUCAUCUCAGCUGCCGAGCAAUUCUUUCCCAGGAGGAGGCCUCCGAGGGACCCCAUGAUGAUGACUGCCUCCCCGGAAGUCGGCCAUUGAAACUGCCCCCGGGGCCUGUCCCCUACCUUGGCACCUUCCUCACAGACUUGGUUAUGCUGGACACAGCCUUACCGGAUACGCUGAAGGGAAAUCUCAUCAACUUUGAGAAGAGGAGGAAGGAAUGGGAGAUCCUGGCCCGAAUCCAGCAGCUACAGCAUCGCUGCCAGUUCUACAGCCUGAGCCCCCGCCCACCAAUCCUGGCUGCCCUUCGAGCCCAGCGCCAGCUCAGUGAGGAACAGAGCUACCGAGUCUCCAGGGUCAUUGAACCACCAGCUGCGUCCUGUCCCAGCUCCCCCCGUAUUCGGCGUCGAAUCAGCCUCACAAAGCGUCUCAGUGCGAAGCUGUCCCGGGAGAAGAACUCUUCCCCUGGUGGGAGUCCCGGGGAUCCGUCCUCACCAACCUCCAGUGUGUCUCCAGGGUCUCCCCCAUCCAGUCCUAGAAGUGGAGAACCUCCUCCUGGCAGUCCUCCAGCCUCCCCAGGGCCCCAGAGCUCCAGCAACAAGCUGUCUCUGAACAUGGACCCCCCUAAGACCUUGACCCUGAGCAGCUCUCGAAUUCCCCUCCUUGGGCAGCAGACCUCAGAGGCCCGUGUCAUCCGAGUCAGCAUCGACAAUAACCAUGGGAACCUGUAUCGGAGCAUCUUGCUCACUUGUCAGGACAAAGCCCCCAGUGUGGUGCAAAGAGCCCUGGAGAAGCACAAUGUGCCCCAGCCCUGGGCCCGUGACUACCAGCUCUUCCAGGUCCUGCCUGGGGACAGAGAGCUCCUGAUUCCGGACGGUGCCAACGUCUUCUAUGCAAUGAGCCCUGCCGCCCCUGGCGACUUCCUGCUGCGUCGGAAACAGGGGACGCCUUCGGCCUCCCCAACCUGAGGCAACGCUGGCCUCACUCUGGGACACAGGCACCAUGGACAGCUUGGGGACCCAUUUCCUGAAGAGCCUCCAUCCCCAGUGGAAGCUGUUUUGCUCUCUAUCCUGGGGACCCCCCCAGCAUCAGCCCAUCGGACCCCCAACUCCCUGGGCACUUGACCGUUAUUCCAAAAACAUGACUGUGUGAGAAAACUCAGAAAAAUCAAGAGCCUUAAGAACUGAGAGCUUAGCUUAGUGGCAGAGCCCUUGCCCAGCAUGCCCUAGACCCAGGAUGGUUUCCACCACUCCCAAAAAUAAAAGUCUAAGGGGUUUUGGACUA
This is a messenger RNA of Peromyscus californicus insignis, 2825 nucleotides long. It is a transcript of the gene Rgl3, whose product is annotated as ral guanine nucleotide dissociation stimulator like 3. The record is from RefSeq and is a predicted model, not a curated record. Gene Ontology annotation, molecular function: guanyl-nucleotide exchange factor activity. Lineage: Eukaryota; Metazoa; Chordata; Mammalia; Rodentia; Cricetidae. Gene Ontology annotation, cellular component: plasma membrane. Gene Ontology annotation, biological process: Ras protein signal transduction; positive regulation of GTPase activity.